AUGCUCACAAGAUUCAAAUACGACUCACUAUUCCUAAAACUGCUCUCCGAAGAUACACUAGACAGACUAAUUGCGAGGUAUUACCCACUGCUGCAUCUUGUGGUCGCCACCGGGAAUCUGGCGAUUACUCGAGCACUGAUGGAUGCUGGCGCGCCAGUCGAGGCAAGGCUUGAAGGGCUGGGCACCCCACUACAGAUCGCUUCCUCGCAAGGCCACCAGCAUAUUGCCGAGUACCUGCUCGACUGCGGCACGGGUAUCCUGGUGUCGGAUUCGCGAGGGCAAUCAGCGGUUAUGUCUGCAUCAGGACGCGGAUCGAAAUCAUUGCUUCGGCGCCUUAUCCAUGCUACUCGAUCGGCCGGAGGAGAUCCCUUCCACCCUGGUUAUCAUCGGGCCAACGCCAAGGCAUUUAACUCCAUGGGGCCUUCGGAACUUUGCCGACCUUCUUGA
Molecule: messenger RNA, 447 nt
Organism: Penicillium brevicompactum
Lineage: Eukaryota; Fungi; Ascomycota; Eurotiomycetes; Eurotiales; Aspergillaceae
Product: ankyrin repeat domain-containing protein
Exons: 1
Coding region: 1-447 (148 amino acids)
Cellular component (GO): nucleus; cytoplasm
Molecular function (GO): protein binding
Source: RefSeq, a predicted model, not a curated record